Molecule: messenger RNA, 2195 nt
Organism: Platichthys flesus (European flounder)
Lineage: Eukaryota; Metazoa; Chordata; Actinopteri; Pleuronectiformes; Pleuronectidae
Product: zinc finger protein 391-like
Exons: 4
Coding region: 128-1906 (592 amino acids)
Biological process (GO): regulation of immune system process; regulation of cytokine production; negative regulation of transcription by RNA polymerase II
Cellular component (GO): nucleus
Molecular function (GO): DNA-binding transcription factor activity, RNA polymerase II-specific; RNA polymerase II transcription regulatory region sequence-specific DNA binding
Source: RefSeq, a predicted model, not a curated record
UGACACCCACCGGAAGUAAACAGACAGCGCUAGCAGAAUUAGCUAGUAGGUGCACGUUAGCAGUUAGCUGGAAGACAGCAGUGUGGUCGUGUCACGGGUGAAUGUUCAAGUAGUGGACGGAGCAGUGAUGUCUUCGGUUCAGUAUUUGAGAGAGUUUAUCAGCGAGCGACUAACAGCUGCUGCUGAGGAGAUAUUCACGGUCUUUGAAAAAACCAUCGUCCAGUACGAAGAAGAGGUCGAUCGUCAGCGCAGACUGCUGGAGACCGUUUUGAAACCUGAAAUAAAGCUGCACAGGAUCGAGCUCCCACAGCAGCAUGUCUGUAAGGAGGAGGAGGUUCUCACUGACCAGCAGCUCUGUCACCAGGAGAGGAACUCCAGUCUGGACCAAGAGGAAAAAGAACCUCCACAGAUUAAAGAGGAACAGGAGGAAAUGUGCACCAGUCAGGAGGGAGAGCAUCUCGUACUGAAGCAGGAGACGGAAACCUGCAUGUUGACUCCUCAUGGUGAGGAAAGUGACCAUAGAGAAAUAGAGGGUGAGCACCAGGUCCUCUCUCACAACUCUCCUGUAGCUGAGAGCCAAGAUCAGAACAGAAGAAAACAUAUGGAUUCAGAAUCAACACGAAAUGAAGAACCAAACCCACAGAAGAGUUUUCCUGCAAACAGGAGUCACAGUAACAAUAUGGACAACUCUCCCAAAUCAGAGAUUAACUCUAAUACUCAAACAGAGCUCCCACAGCAGCAUGUCUGUAAGGAGGAGGAGGUUCUCACUGACCAGCAACUCUGUCACCAGGAGAGGAACUCCAGUCUGGACCAAGAGGAACAAGAACCUCCACAGAUUAAAGAGGAACAGGAGGAAAUGUGCACCAGUCAGGAGGGAGAGCAGCUCGUACUGAAGCAGGAGACUGAAACCUGCAUGUUGACUCCUCAUGGUGAGGAAAGUGACAACAGAGAACCAGACAGUGAGCACCUCCUCUCUCACAACUCUCCUGUAGCUGAGAGCCAAGAUCAGAACAGAAGAAAAUAUAUGGAUUCAGAAUCAACAGGAAAUGAAGAACCAAACCCACAGAAGAGUUUUCAUGAAAACAGGAGUCACAGUAGCAAUGUGGACAACUCUCCCAAAUCAGAGAUUAACUAUAAUACUCAAACAGGUAGAAAGUCUUUCAAAUGUGACACUUGUAGAAAAACGUAUGUAUGCAAGCAUAAAUUGAAGAUUCAUCUGAGAACACACACAGGUGAAAAACCUUAUUUAUGCAAAAUAUGUCAUAAAGGAUUUGUAAGGAAUGGUGAUCUGAAAGUCCACAUGAGAAUUCACACUGGUGAGAAGCCAUAUUCUUGCCAAACAUGCGAGAAAAGUUUUAGACUUAGUGAUGAAUUGAAAGUCCACAUUAGAACUCACACUGGUGAGAAGCCAUAUUCUUGUCAAACAUGUACAAAACGUUUUGUAAGGAGUUGUGAUUAUAAAGUCCACAUGAGAAUUCACACUGGUGAGAAGCCAUAUUCUUGCCAAACAUGCGAGAAAAGGUUUAGACGUAGUGAUGAAUUGAAAGUCCACAUUAGAACUCACACUGGUGAGAAGCCAUAUUCUUGUCAAACAUGUACAAAACGUUUUGUAAGGAGUUGUGAUAAUAAAGUCCACAUGAGAAUUCACACUGGUGAGAAGGCAUUUACGUGCAAAAUAUGUCAUAAACGUUUUGUAAGGAGUGGUGAUUUGAAAAUCCACCUGAGAACUCACCAAGUUGAGAAGCCAUUUUCGUGCAAAAUAUGUCCGAAAUAUUUUGUAAGAAGUAGCAAAUUGAAAAUCCAUAUGAGGAUUCACACUGGUGAGAAGCCAUAUUCUUGCAAAACAUGUGGUAAAAGGUUUGGACGUGGUGAUCAUUUGAAAGUCCACAUUAGAACUCACCGUUGAGAAGCCACAUUCUUGCGAAACAAUUCUGAAUUGUUUUGGAAGUAGUGGGAUCUUGAAAGUCCAGAUGAUGCCUCACAUGUCAGAAGCCGUACACCUGCAUUAUCUGUGGGAGAAGUUUAGAGUUACUACACAAUGGAAAUUUUACAUUAACACAACUCAUGUAGUAAAUGUAGUAGCUCUAUGAAAUGUGCCACAUAAUAAACUUUUAUUUUCCUAACUAGAAUAUUUCUUUCAAUUCUGGUUCCUCAGACUGAUGUUCCCGAUUUGAUGUAUUAUAACUAAUAAAAUC